UCCUCGCUGGCACCUUGUGGGUCAUCCAGCAGACAGAAUUCGGCCAUCCCUACAUCGUUUACGCCGCUAGCAUUCGGGUAAGACUCUGUAGGGUCUCUCGUACGAUUCGCGAAGGCAUGGCUGACUCAGCGCAACCCCCGUCGAAUUCCGGAGUGACGAGCUUUGAAGCUCCUCAGGCAGAGGAUCGGCAGAAAGGGGCGACGGUCCAUGUCCCGGAAGUGGAGGACGGAAGCGUUCGAGCUGAUGAGCAAACUAACGACAAGAAAGAGGGGUUCUCAGAACUGGAAGUUGUUGCGGAGAGCACAGUAGAAGUCGGUUUGGAAAGCAAGCAGCCGAGCACAUCCGCAUCCUCUUCUAAGUCAAGCUCAGGCGAAGGGAAGAACAAAUCUCAGGGGAAGGGAGGGAGGCUGGCGCUGGAACAAAUACGGCGUGUCGUUGACGAUCCUGAAGUACCUGCGGAUGAAAAGAUCAAGAUAUUGCAUUCCAAAAUUAUGGCGCAGGUAAGCGGAGCUUGACUAGUUCCAUAUCGUUUUGUUUGUUCUCACCAUCUGGCUUUUCCCAUUGCAGGCGCGAGAGGCCAAGGCUGGCGAUAAGGAGAGCGUAGCUUUGCAAAAGAAGAUAGAUCAGCUGAUAAAGGAACGCGACUCUGUGAUGGCCGAAUUGAGGAAGUCUGUUACACUUAGAGGCAAAUUGGAGACAUUGUGCCGUGAACUCCAGAAGCAGAACAAGACUAUCCUGGAAGAAAGUAAGAAGGCUGCAAACGAGCAGCAGCAGAAACGAGAAGAACUAUCAUCCAAAUUUCUUGACUCCAUCAAGGACAUUGAAACCAGGUUGGAGGAACAGGGAGCUGAAAGAUCAAGCCACCUCAAGGAAAAUCAGAUUCUUGCAGAGCAACUUAAGAAGAUACAAGAGCACGCGGAUGUCAAGGAGAAGUACUGGGCUCAUCUUAUCAAGACAAAGGACCUUGAGUACCAGCUUCUGGAUGCGAAAUACAAGCAGCAAGAGAAGCUGAUGGUUGAAGAACGGGCUCUGAGCAAGGCAAGAGGCGAACAGGUCAAGGAACUACUGAAGACAGAAAAAGACCUGAGAGGCCAGUUGUCGUUGUACAUUGAGAAGUUUGAUCAAUUUCAGGGUACUCUAUCUAAGAGCAAUGAAGUCCUCAGCACAAUGAAGAAGGAAAUGGACAAGAUGACCAAGCGAAUGAAGAAACUGGAGAAAGACAAUUCAGAUCUACGGACGAAGUCUGAAAAAUCUGACGUUUCCCUGAUUGAGCUUCUUGAUGAGCGCGCAGCACAGCGCAAGCAGCUUGACACAGUGCAGGCUCAGAAGCAGAAGCUGGAAGGGCUGUGCCGAUCGCUGCAGGCUGAAAGGAAGAAGUGGCUUGAACAGGCCCAGGAACAGCAGCGGCAAGCACAGGAGAAUGUCAAUGUGCAGGAAAGCAUGGCCGAUGCUGCCGAAGAAACGGACCGUAGAUCAUCAGAUGGAGCUACAGCAGAAUUGCCAGCUAGUGAACUUGGCAAGAGCAACAGCACUGACGCACAGCAGGCAGCUGCAGAUAUUCAGCCUCCAAUCGUUGAGGAAACUGGUGCGGCCGUAUCCACAUGAUCGCUGCCAUUUUUGGAGGGCCAAUACGGUAUGGAUGAAGGGUCAUACCUUGCUGCUGAACCAUGCAGAUGGAUCAACACAAGCUGGUGACCCAGCACAAGAAUUUUUGUACUUUCAUUCAACCUUAUCUGGUUGGCAACAGACUCUUAUUUGCUCAGGGUAGUGAAGGGCAAGUGUGUUCAAAUCAUUGGCAUUGGAUUGGACCUCAGUAC
Closterium sp. NIES-67 is the source of this 1817-nucleotide messenger RNA. The record is from the annotation of a GenBank genome assembly. NCBI's taxonomy places the organism in Eukaryota, Viridiplantae, Streptophyta, Zygnematophyceae, Desmidiales, Closteriaceae.